GGGAGCUCGAAUAUAGCAAUAUUUUCCGAUAAAAAGAUCUUGUCCAUAUCAAAUCGCCUUGGUCAUAAACGGUUUCAUGCGUUGUUUCACCGCCUGGAUGAUUCGAUGAGUGCAAGAGCAAGACGUGAUAUUCGCUCCACUAACCCAGCAACAAGUUCUGGAUACUUCUCUACCACAAUGCAGAUUGGAGUGACCAUAGAAUCUAUCCGCACCUAUUGUGACUGUGCGUUUGACUUGUAUUUUGGGCAUUCUCUUAUAUUGACGCACUGCUCCCAGUCUAUUUCAAAUUUGUGCAUCCGAUAUAUCCUUUCCUCCAUCGAGAUGAGUUCGAGAAAAGCGCUUUCGACGAUCGGUGCUCAGAACUUUGUGCGCAAAAUCCAGCGUUCUCAGCCUUAUAUCAUACUAGACGGCGGGUCCUUUCAACCUGGGCAUGGAACAGCCUGGAGAUUAUUUCAAGUAGCACUCGGCCGAUUUACUGAAUUAGUCACAUCGAAGGAAACACUACUUCAUGCUCAAGCUAUUUUUUGUCGCAAUGUGUCGUGCGUUCAAAUCGAGAAGUUGCUCACCACUGAAGUCGCGAGAAUUGCUCAAGCACUAGGGAUAAACCGGGCCGUAUACGAAGAUAUGAACACAGACCAGUGCCGAAGGACAUUUUGGGUCAUAUACAUACUGGAAAAGACGCAAUGCUUUGCAUGUAGCAGAGAUUCGUGGCAGAUCUUGAACGAUUCAAAUAUAAGCACACCCAUUCCUCAAAUCCCCGAGACGGCAUUCCACGGCUGGGAUUACUUUCGUGCGCUAUGUCGCUUUAGUCGGCUUUUAUCUAAAGCGCAAAUUGCUGUCUUCUCUAUAAGCGCAACUUUGUUACCGUCUCACAUCAUGGUAGCGACUAUUGAGGAGCUCGAGCUAGAGCUCGAAAAUUGGAAGGACUCCAUAGAUGAGAAAUACCGACCAGGACACAUCUUUCUGCAACCUGAUGGUCUGGACAGUCUUUCCAUCGGAUUGAAGAUAAAGAUUGCCUUUCAUUACUAUAGUGCUUCAAUUGCCCUGAUCCGACUCAAGAUGAAUAUCCUAUCGCCAGACUUGAAAGACAGCCGACUGAAGAGCGAAAUGAAGCUUAUAAGUGCUUGUCGCUCAAUUACCGAACUGACGCGAUUCAUUGACAGCAAUCUUGCCUUGAUAGGCAUGGCAUGUGGAUACUUCUGCCGAUUGGAACUCUCUUCGAAGGAUCUUUUCCAAACAUCAGCUCUAUCUGACCUCGAGCAGAUAGCCAGAGACUACAUAAAGCAGUUUGAAACUGGAGGGCCAACAGAGGCGGCUGAAUCUAGCAUGCCACCCUCUUGCUCGACAACUCAAGAAACUGGAGAUGGCAACGCACCACAUUCCAACCUAUCAUAUCCGGUGAGUUUCAAACAAGAACCACCAAAUUUUGAGAUACAAAACAUCCUAAUUAUACCGCGCUUCAAGCUGGACGCAUCAUUUGAAUUAAUGCAGCACCUACCACAGACACAUGGGGACGUAGACGAGAAUAUGGCUACCGCAAUGCAUGACGAUCUUAGUGCUCCGACCUUCGAACCUAUAUUCUCCGAAGGCGUUGAUCUAACGAACUUCUUUGCUGGCGAAAUGCGGGAUUUUUUUGAUGCCUCUAUGAUGGACCUUUCCUUAACACAGUGA
Molecule: messenger RNA, 1671 nt
Organism: Penicillium macrosclerotiorum
Lineage: Eukaryota; Fungi; Ascomycota; Eurotiomycetes; Eurotiales; Aspergillaceae
Product: fungal specific transcription factor domain-containing protein
Exons: 5
Source: RefSeq, a predicted model, not a curated record